Molecule: messenger RNA, 1094 nt
Organism: Eleginops maclovinus (Patagonian blennie)
Lineage: Eukaryota; Metazoa; Chordata; Actinopteri; Perciformes; Eleginopidae
Gene: rpp30
Product: ribonuclease P/MRP 30 subunit
Exons: 12
Coding region: 165-986 (273 amino acids)
Biological process (GO): tRNA processing
Cellular component (GO): nucleolar ribonuclease P complex
Molecular function (GO): RNA binding
Source: RefSeq, a predicted model, not a curated record
UGGCCCUAACCCUCUUCCGUGGAUCUCUUUUUCUGGGUUUUGCAUUUUCACAUCGAACACAAUUCCGGUUGAUUACGCCGAGGAUCACUAUGAAGGACUCCAGUUCCCAGCAGGCAGUGCGGCUCCACACGUGUGUAUGGUAGCAGGCUAACAGCGGGAGCAUCAUGUCUGUGUUUAUGGAUCUGAAUCUGGUCCACAGUCCGGACCAGAGCCGUCUGCAGAGGCUGGUGGAGACUGCAGCUCACCUGGGUUUCUCCACCGUCGCCAUCAACUAUGUGUUUGAACCGACAGCCAAGAAGAAACAGAUUCCCUCCCCAAUGCCGAUCAAAGAUCUGAUCCCAGAGCUGCCCAUCGUACAGGGUCGCUCUCGUCCAAUCAGAGUGCUGAACAGACUGACUGUGGUGAUGUCAGACUCCAGUCACUUUAGGCCGACGGCUGCAGAGUACCGGGGUUUCGACCUGCUGGCCGUGCAGCCAACCACAGAGAAGCUGUUCCACGCAGCCUGUAUGAUCUGUGACGUGGACAUCAUCUGUAUCUCAGUGACGGAGAAGCUCCCCUUCUUCUUCAAGAGAGCGCCGGUCAACGGGGCCAUAGAGCGAGGUGUUGCGUUCGAGGUCUCUUAUGCUGCAGCCAUCAGAGACUCCACCAGGCGGCGCUACACCAUCGCCAACGCCACCGCCCUGAUGGAGAGCUGCAGAGGGAAGAACGUGAUCCUGAGCAGUGCCGCCGAGACGCCUCUGGAGCUCCGGGGGCCCUAUGACAUCACCAACCUAGGUGUGUUGUUCGGUCUGUCGGACGGAGACUCUAAAGAAGCCGUUUCCUCCACCUGCAGAUCAGUGGUGCUGCACGCAGAAACCAGGAAGACGGCAAGCGGCAUCAUCUACACGGUGCAGGUUCCGGAGGCCCCGCCCUGUAGAGCACCUGAGGACACAGGUGAAGCUCCGGCAGCCAAGAGAGCCAAGCCUGGUGCAGUGAUUGACAGCUGAGGGGCGGGACUAACUCUGAUUUAUUGUUUAAUGCUUGUUGAAAUCCCAUAAUAAUCAUUUAUGAUGUCUUUACUUUGAGUGUUUCUAAAUAAAGUUUUUAUUUCCUUA